GUUUUGAAUUUUUUUUUAGGCAUUGUUGUACGGAGCACCAAGUCAUAGCUAACUAUUUUCUCGAUGUAAAUAGGUAAUGCUGUGAGUGCCAUUCAAGCGAGCUCGGGACAAGUUGCACCAACAAUAACCGCCAGCAGCACCAAUGCCGACGCCCCCACUAAUACAGAUCAGUCGAGCCCUACCAAAAUUGGAAUUGCUAGCGUCAAAGUGGAUGGACCGCCUGCUUACAUUACUUGGAUGACGCCUCUACCGAAUGCGGCAUACCCACCUUUGUAUAAAAUCGGAGCCUCGAUUGUAACAAUGGAGUGGAGCGUUGAUAUGAAGGCACUGCAGAUCAUACCUUCUAAUCUGACAGUUGCCAUUGUUAGCCCGCAAAAGGAAACCAUCGUAGCUGCAGAACUACCCGGGUUUGCAACAUCUGCCACAUGGAACUUGAUGGCCUUAACCAAGCCAUUGAUGGUAGGCUACUUUACAGUGAGCAUCUACGAUCAACGAGGUCCUGCUGCUAUCCCAAGUCCUGGCCAGCUUAUGCCUGACUCACGCUUAACGCUGGGACUCUACAGCGCCGAGUCCUACAUCCCGCGGACAGACUCGCGAUUUUGUCCUACUUGUUUCCUAAACUCUGGACCGCCCGUAGAGUUCCGCACAUAUUAUAUCAUCCUAGGCAUCAGCAUAGCUACUGCUGUCGCAUUCUGUGGCAUGAUGUGAUUUUUUGCAGUCAGCAACCAAAGCUCAUUUGUUCCAUUGAAAAAGUAAACGUUCGGAGAACGGUAGCUGAACUCCGCUUCAUCCCAGCCAGCAAAUAACAUCUUGCGUUCUAACCAUGUGGUCUAUCCCAACACCGAAAAAUAAAAAGCCGAAUC
Umbelopsis ramanniana AG is the source of this 863-nucleotide messenger RNA. RefSeq lists its product as uncharacterized. The transcript has 2 exons. Bases 238 to 708 code for a protein of 156 amino acids. The record is from RefSeq and is a predicted model, not a curated record. Lineage: Eukaryota; Fungi; Mucoromycota; Umbelopsidomycetes; Umbelopsidales; Umbelopsidaceae.